AUGUAUACAACCACAAUCACUGCCACCGUACUGGCUACGGCUGCUUUGAUUUCUACUACUUUCGCAUCGCCGAUCCUAGAGACACGAUCUGUCGCAAAACGAGGAUUCACACCCCCGAAGCUUGUCAGCUACUGGGGUAAUGGAUUCGAUCAAAUAAGACUGGGCGACUUCUGCGCAAACACCACUCUGGAUGUGAUUCCUGUUGGUUUCGUCAACUCUUUCCCCGAUGAGGGGGGCAACAAUGGAUAUCCCGGUACCAACUACGCCAAUGCUUGUGGCGCCGCCUUCUGGGUUGCCCCCGAUGGGACUCAGACAAAGAUGUUUACCUCAUGCUGGCAGAUCGAGGAGGAUAUUCCCAAAUGCCAGGCUCUCGGAAAGAAAGUCCUGGCUUCCAUCGGAGGCCACGCCCCCAACAAUAAAAUCACCUCCAAGGACUCCGCCAUAAAAUUCGCUGACUUCCUUUGGGGUUCGUUCGGUCCUCUUCAAGACCCAGAUCUUAUUCAGUUUCCUCGACCUUUUGGAAAGAGUGUUGUUGUUGAUGGUUUCGAUCUGGAUAUCGAAAACGGUGGUGGAUUUGGUUAUGCCGACUUGGUCAAUGAGCUCCGACGACUUUCUGGACCAAAGCCACUCAUCAUCUCUGCUGCUCCCCAAUGCUUCACCAACGACCCUCAGUUGAGUGACGCGAUCCAGAACUCCAUCAUUGACUAUGUCUGGGUUCAAUACUACAACACUGAUGCAUGCUCUGCCGCAUCGCUAUUCAACGCCGCAGGAACUUUGAACAAAAACACUGAUGUCUCCUUUGGAUGGGUUGACUGGCUGAAGACUAACUCCAAGAACAAGAACAUCCAGCUCUAUUUGGGACUGCCUGCUUCCCCAGCCGCCGCCAAUCCUGGUUUCUACAUUGACCUGAAAAAGACGACAGCUUUGCUCGAGGAAUUCUCAUGCAACCCCAGAUAUCAGGGCAUCUUUGGUGGUGUCAUGCUUUGGGAAGCCACCGAAUCGGCCAGAAAUACUCAAGCCAAUGGUUUGCCCUUUGCUGAUAAUGUUAAGGCAGCAUUCGGCAGAUUGUCCUGCCUUCCUGUUGUUACUACAACCACAACCACUACAUCGACAACCACUACCACAACGACGACGUCGACAACGACAACCACUACCACAACGUCGACAACAACAACCACUACAACCACUACAACCACUACUCCUGCUGCUCCUUCUACUACCACGACAACCUGGACAACAACUGAUUUCCCUCACGGACCUCAUCCAACCACGACAACAGAGGCUCCAGUCACGACAUCGACGUCGACCACAACAUCUCCUGCUGCUCCAGUGACCACCACCACGACCACAAGCUCUUGGAGCCGUCCUCAUGGACCUGGUGAUGAGACGACAAGCACCACCACCUCUGCAGCUCCAGCCACGACCACCACUACCACGAGCUCUUACACUCGCCCUCACGGACCUGGCGAGCAGACCACAAGCAGCACCACCAGCUCUGCUGCACCAGUGACCACAUCCACCACCACCGCCGCUCCGGGCACCACCUCCACCAGCUCCUACAGCCAUCCUCAUGGACCUGGCGGUGAAACCUCGAGCACAACCUCUCCUGCUGCCCCCGGAACCACCACAACCAGCACCUCCAGUCGUCCCCACGGACCCGGCGAGUGGACCUCGAGCAGCACCACCACCACCUCCAAGGUUGUUGGCCCAGUGACCACCUCAUCCAGUAGCACCAACAACCCAUGGGAGGACUGGACCUCAUCCUCAGUCUCACCUAUCACCACCACGACCACCACUCGAGGACACUGGGGCACAACCAGCAAGCCCGUCGACCCAGCGCAGACGAGCAGCACCAGCAGCAUCAACGAGCCAUGGCUAGACUGGACUUCCAGCACGACGGUGGCGCCAGUAACGACAAGCAAGCCUCACGGCCCAACUGUGACGACCACAAUCUGGACCACCCACUACACAGACUGGGACCACACCACCUUCGUGACAAGGACCUACACUGCGACCACAACACUGACGGUCUACCCGGGCACCACGGCCGCUCCAUGGGUGUGGCCCGUUGACUCGAACGGCUGCCCGCACGGCUUCACAACCACGAUCGUGACCAUCGCCCAGCCCCCGGUCACAUCGACGGUGACGCUGACAAUCCCCAUCCCGACUGGCGCGCCCGCCGCCACACCCUACACCGUAUGGCCCAGCCCAGCCGCCGCGCCGACCGCGCCCGCCGCUCCCCACGUCUUCGCACCCAGCUCCAGCGCCACCGCCGUGACCGUUGCACCCGUGGGCUCGAACCCCUUUGCGCCGGCCAGCCCCGCCGCCACCUCAGCCACCGGCGUCAAGCCCGCUAACGUCGCCACCUUCACCGGUGCCGCUGCCCAGGCUCAGCUCCCUGGCACGGUCAUGAGCGUGGCUGUGUGCUUGGCUGUCGCUGUUGCUGGACUGUUGUUUUAG
Exophiala bonariae is the source of this 2460-nucleotide messenger RNA. RefSeq lists its product as uncharacterized. Gene Ontology annotation, molecular function: chitinase activity. Gene Ontology annotation, cellular component: extracellular region. The transcript is spliced from 3 exons. Gene Ontology annotation, biological process: carbohydrate metabolic process. The record is from RefSeq and is a predicted model, not a curated record. The coding region runs from base 1 to 2460 and encodes 819 amino acids. NCBI's taxonomy places the organism in Eukaryota, Fungi, Ascomycota, Eurotiomycetes, Chaetothyriales, Herpotrichiellaceae.